Messenger RNA from Zootoca vivipara (common lizard), 17525 nucleotides. It is a transcript of the gene ATXN7, whose product is annotated as ataxin 7. The record is from RefSeq and is a predicted model, not a curated record. NCBI's taxonomy places the organism in Eukaryota, Metazoa, Chordata, Lepidosauria, Squamata, Lacertidae.
AUCUGGAGGGGUCACAGUUUCCCCACCCCUGCUCUGUAACCUUAAAGGAUAUUUGGAAGGCCUAUUCUGUUAUGCUUUUGGUUCUCCUUCCCUUCUCCUCAGGCAGGUCUGUUUCCAUACAUUGCUUUUUCUUCAAGUUGCUGAACAUUGCACACACCCCUCCCCGACUGGUUCUUUGCAGGCAUGUCAAAUUCCCUAUCUUACAAGUAGGUUUCUCAGGUGCUGUCUGUGUAUUUAUAAUCUUUAUUUUUCUACCAUUUGUUUUAGUACUCCCCCAAACUAUAUCAGAGAACUUUUUAAAAUAAAAUUUGAUUGAUUUAAGAGAGAACCAUUCUCUCUUUCAUUAACUUCUUUUUUCUUGUACUAUACAGUAUAACAUGUGAAAUUGGCUCCCCCACUAGCAACCCCGCAAAAAGAAAAAGAAAAAUCAGUUUCUGAACUGACUUUAUUAUUCCUAGUUUGACUUGACAGUUUGUAAUCUUGUCCAUUGAAGUGAUGAAUUGAUCUUUCUGAUGCCACUCUUCUCUUUCUACUGGAAUACUGAUGGAUUCAUGGCAUGUCGAAAGAAUGUUUCAGUAGUAGAAAAGUAUAUCACGAGCCAGCCUAAGGUGACAUCUUAACAUGCAAAAUAACUGCCAGAAGUGGACAACAAAUUUAAGCAUGCUCGCACGCUCAAUCUCUCACACACGCAUGGACACACACACACACACCAGCUUUAGUAGUAAUGAUGCUACAUAAGCCAUAGAGCAGUAACUGAACAGUAUUGCGGCAGUAUUGCGGCAGUUCAGAAUCACCAUCUUUAGGCCCCUUUCCUUAUAUAUUUCAGUUGUAGAGUCAAAUAAUAAUGAUUAAAUGGGCCUCAAGUGGACUCUGAAAAUAGUAUUAUUCCAUUGGACUUUUAUUUUUACCUAGGGCCUCAACUGAUUCACAGUGUAAUCCAGCAGAUGCCUUUCUGAGUUCAGUAGGAUUUACUUCUAGAUGUAAAUGGGUGUAGGAUUGCAGCCCUACUCUUCUAAUUCUAUUGCUGUUUGUUUUUAUUGUACCUCUUUCAAGCUUCCUUGAGUUAACAUGUGCCUAGAAAACCAGGAUACAAAUUUUCUCUUUUUAAAAAACAAAAAAACCUGUUGAUUUGGUAUGAUGGAGCACAAGCUAGUUUCAUUUCAUGUUGUAGUAACUAAUGCAAUCAUUAUGUUACACUUGCCGCAUCUGUCUAUUUUGAUGUUUGCUUUCUUUUCUCUUUUGCUUACACCUCGUUUUCACAACAAAGAAUGGUGUUAUGACACAACAGGGCUUGAAAAUUCUACUUAAGCAUUAAUUGAAAAAAAACCCCAACCCAACGACUUCAUUUAGCAUGAGUCCAAGUAUGGAAGUACUCCGACUUCCUUCAUUCCACCAAAAAUGCCUAGUUACAUUUCUAUCAGCAUUACAUGUACAACUUGUUAGUUUCUCAAAUCUGAUUUUCACAGAGCACUUAUAUGAGCAGUAAUUGCUCACUGGAUUUCCACAGGCAUUUUCACGAGGACAAGCCCUUUCUAAUGACUUUGAUUAGUUGUGAUAAAGAAGAGCAGAUAGCUAUGCUCUAAUAAUUAAGUCUUAAGGCGUCAUUUCCUCAUGAACAGGCCUGUGACUGAUUGGCAGAUUCUGAAAGCCUGUCCUGCUAUAUACCUUGACACAGCAAAUAACCCUCAUCUGGAAGUUCAAAAAUAUGUGAGAGCUUGUCAUUCUUUACAGGUGAAAUAUGUUUAUUACAGCCGUAGUUCUGAAAGUAGGAGGUGUAGUAGCUGUCUUGAGCCCUCCCAUCCUCUUGAUUGAUUGCAUUUUAUCUAAAAUUUAUAGCCUACUCAGGGACUCAAAAUGGUCUACUUACACUUUUACAGUUCACAUUAAGAAACAAAUGAGAUUCUGGAAGGACUUACUUUCUACCUAAGGAUCCAAAAUGAUGGCUGCCCUUGGUAUUCUGAUUUCCACUGAUUCUCCCACAUGUCUUCUGGAUUUGAGUGAGGGCCUGGGUUGGUUUUCCCCCAGGCUUUGUAAACACUUUGAAGCAAUGAUGUGGAGACUUGCUGUUUCUUAGUGUUGCAAAAGCCUGGUGAAAAGUGGAACAAAACUUCUGGCUUUCCCAUCUCUGAUAAAGCAAAAGACACUGCCUCCGCGCCCCCCACAAGUUCUCUGCUACAUGCAAAAACUUUUGGAUAAGUGAAGGGUUCUCUCAUCUUGUACUGGACAUCCAGGGGCAAAGGUUGCCAGAAAUAGGCUGGCCACUUGCAUUUGUGCAAUUCCUAUGUACAUGUAUCUGAGAACGUUACUUGUCUUCAACCCAGUAUAAUAUUUUAUUCAAUUUUGACAAGAAAUGAAAGUCUGUGUGGUCCAAGGGUGCAGAAUGUUGUUGUUAUUCAUUUAUUACCUGCCCUUCUCCCUGAGGUCUCAAGGCAGGUUACAGCACAGCAAUUUAAAAUACAAAACUAAAGGCAAUUUAAAACAACUCACAGUCACAAAAAUAAGGCAGGACCAUAAAAUAUACAUUGCAAGUGUCAAAGGCUAGGGGGGAAAGGUGGUCUUUAAUAGAUACUUAGACACACUAGGCUUUUAAAUACUAUUUGAGUCCCUUUCUAAGUUAUGUCUAUCACCUUUUCAUUCUUGCUACAGGUAAGGUAAGCUAUUCUGCAAAUAUUAGAGUUGUAAGAGGAAAGUACCCUGCCCUGUUCAUGACCAUGUAAUUGUCCCUAGUUUCUCUCCAAAUGAUGUUUUACAUAGUUUGUGCAACAGGCAGCUGUGAAGUCAGGGUGGGAUAUAUACAACUGUGCUCUGCUGUUUGUUGAAGGCUCCCCCUGCUGCCUCAUUUCCUGCAGGAGUAUCCCAUGAGCAGAAUUCCACUCAUGGUUAGUCUGGAUUCAACCCAGUAUUUUAUUUGGGGGCGGAGCUGUAGAACAGUUUAUUUAGUAUGUUAGGCACAUUUUCUUAUUCAUGACCAAAAGCAGACCAAAUCCAAGGGACGUGUAUAACAACCAGUAUUCACCUAAGCAACAAGAUGAACAUCAGCAUUGGGAAAUAUGUUCCUUACUUGCAUAGAAAAUGUUUCCAUAAUAUGUUGUUGUUUAUUAAAUUUGUAUACGCCUUUCAUCCAAAGGUCCCAGGGCAGUUCACAACAGAAAAAUACAAAAUAACAAUACAAAAUACAUAAUAAAACAAAAAGAAACCAAUAACCCGCUUCCCACAAACACAUUUUAAAAAGCCAUAGACUGUUAAUCAGCCAAACACCUUGUUGAAGAGAAACAUUUUCGCCCAGCACCUAAAGGUGUAUAAUGAAGGUGCCAGGAAAGCUUCCCUGGGGAGAGCAUUUCACAAAUGGGGACCCACCACAGAAAAGGCCCAUCCUUGUGUUGCCAUCCCCUGAACUUCUAGUGGGGGAGGGACACGAAGAAGGACCUCAGAUGAUAAUUGCAGAGUCUGAGUUGGUUCAUAUGGGGAGAGAAAUUAAGUGGGCUCUUUCAUUUCCUGCCCCCCAACACUCAGCAUUCUGUGGCGACUUACACUCCGUGCUCAUUGGAUUGUUUUUGCGGCUCCCCCUCCUUCCUCAAUAUUUGUACUUUUACCAAACCUUCAAGUUGUUACAGGCCUGUAAUGAUACCUCCUUGCUUGUUUGUGGAUGGCACUGUUUAGACUACAUAAGUGUCAGUACACUUGCUUAUAAUUGAAAAUUGCACUUUCUCCAUCAUUCUCUAACCACCCCAUCUGCCCUGGUUCUCUUGAUUGCAUUAGCUGAUCUGCUGUACAGUCAAACCUCUGCUCCCGAACAGUUCCGUUUUCAAACGAUCCGGUUCUCAAACACCGAAAACCUGGGGGGGAAAUGCUCCAGUUUUCAAACAUUUUUCGGAAGCUGAAAAGCCUGAUGCGGCUUCCGCUUGAGUGCAGGAAGUUCCUGCAGCCACUCGGAAGCUGCAAUUUGGUUGUCGAGCAUUUCAAAAGCUGAACAGGCUUCCGUAAUGGAUUAUGUUCAGCAAUCGAGGUUUGACUGUACUAUCAAAAUGGUACUAGACAGCCUUUGUCCAGUGGUUGAGUGUUAAUAGGGACCUGAAACGCUUUAGAACCGGGGGGGGGGGGUAACCUGUGACCAUUGAGAGGUUAUGUUGAACUACUGUUCUCAUCAGCUUCAGCAAAAAUAGGCAAUGGUCUGGGUUGAUGAGAGUUGUAGUUCAGCAUAACAUCCAGCGGGCCAAAAGUUAGCCACCACUGCUUUAGAAUUUGCUCGUGGAGCUUGAAAUUCAGUGUUUGUUGAACUUGAGACAUCUCAUCAUCCCAUACACUAGUAACCUACACUGACUGUAUGUGAUUAGUGGGCUAAUUAAGUUAAUUAAUUAAUUAAUUAAUUAAUUAAUUAAUUUAAGUUCUAACUUAAACCCAAACAUUUAAAAGCUUUUGAGCCUAUGAUAUUAAUGAAAAUACUGUAUACCGUAGAAUGGUGUAUGGUUCUUCUUCAACAGCAGGUUGUUGUUGUUUUUUACAGGAGGUGAUCAAAGACUCUGUAGGUGCCUCAUCUGUAUAUACUCAUAUUCUAUAUACUUUGUAGUCAUCACUGCUUGAAAUAGCCUCCACAGUGAUUAUUCCACGCGGUGACUACUCCACACAGCAACCUCAAUGUGUGGAGCAGUUUUGCUAUGUGGAUUGCUCCAUUCAGUUGAAGCUCCUGUAACAUGUGGCUGUGGCAUGGACAUUCUCCAUGCUAUUGAGCCAUCUAUGUGGCAAACUGUCAUAGUGUUCAUACUUUAUAAAACUUUUGUGUAGGUUUAGGUACAUUUAUCCUCAUGAUAACUAAUAACUAUAUAGUCAGUUAGCUGUAUUGCUAUAUUCUUGAAAAUAGAAAAAAUACAUGACGGUUACUCUUUGAGAUAAUCUAGCAUUAUUUACCAGAUAAACUUUGUUUCAUAUAAUUAAUAGUCAAUAAUUCUUCAGUAAGCACAGUAUUCUGCCAACUGCCUCUUAAGACCAUUUGGGGUGUGUAAUAAGAAAAGCCUAUCAGGUGCCAGUAGAAAAAUUGGCAAUGAAUAUCUUUCCUGUCUUGCCAAGGAGACAUUCUCAUGCUCCCAAGUGUAGAUAAAACACUACUGGUAGAAAGAGCUGACAUACAGCCUUUCAUAUCUUUUUUGCCAAAGAUAUAUAGAAAAAAUAAUUUGUAUUUUAGUGCCAGAGGUGCAUUCCUCUGUAUUUUUUUGUUUGACAGUAAGCCCCAUUGAACACAGAGAUAGUUUUCCAGUAAAUACAGUAUUUGGCUGUAUGAGUUGUAUCCAGCUACUCAGAGUAGACUCAUUGAAAUUAAUGCAUCUUAAUGAGUUGUCGUCAUCAAUUUCAACAUAUCUACUCUUGAGUAGGAUCUAGUCUGCCCCACUGAAUUACUUCUGAGGACACCUGUGUAAGAUUAAUCUCCGUGGCUAUGUGUUUAAAGGUAAAGGGUCCCCUGACCAUUAGGUCUAGUCAUGAUUUACUCUGGGGUUGCGACGCUCAUCUCACAUUAUUGGCCGAGGGAGCCGGCGUACAACUUCUGGGUCAUGUGGCCAGCAUGACAAAGCCGCUUCUGGCAAACCAGAGCAGCACACGGAAACGCUGUUUACCUUCCCGCUGUAGUGGUACCUAUUUAUCUACUUGCACUUUGAUGUGCUUUUGAACUUCUAGGUUGGCAGGAGCUGGGACUGAGCCAUGGGAGCUCACCCCGUCGCAGGGAUUUGAACCGCCGACCUUCUGAUCAGCAAGCCCUAGGCUCUGUGGUUUAACCCACAGCGCCACCUGCAUCCCUUCGGCUAUGUAUUUACAUAGACGUAAAUUCUAUAGAAAUCAGAAAUCACUUUCACAAAUACACAGUUGAAGUGCAUAUUGAUAAUUACAAAGGGUAUAUAAUGCUUAUGACAAUAUAUUACCACAGGGUGUGUUUGUGAUUUGGGUGUAUAUAAGGCAUGAAUAUGGUUUUGAAAUACAGAGCAUGUUGAAUAAGCAGCACAUAUUGCUUGGUGUGCUAAAUUUAAGCAAUCUUGUUACAAAAAAGAGCAUUUCAGCACAUGCAUUUUACAUAUGAGUAUCUUAUUGGUUCAUGAUGUGUGUUUUUUAGCACUCUCAGGAUAGACCUAAUUUUUUUUAUAAAAAAUGCCUACUAUUUUCGAAAAUGUAAGUGGGACCUGUAGUUUAGUUGUUGUUUAGUCAUUUAGUCGUGUUCGACUCUUUGUGACCCUGUGGACCAGAGCAUGCCAGGCACUCCUGUCUUCCACUCCCUCCUGCAGUUUGGUCAAACUCAUGUUGGUAGCUUUGAGAACACUGUCCAACCAUCUCGUUCUCUGUUGUCCCCUUCUCCUUGUGCCCUCAAUCUUUCCCAGCAUCAGGGUCUUUUCCAGGGAGUCUUCUCUUCUCAUGAUGUGGCCAAAGUAUUGGAGUCUCAGCUUCAGGAUCUGUCCUUCCAGUGAACACUCAGGGCUGAUUUCCUUAAGAAUGGAUUGGUUUGAUCUUGCAGUCUAUGAGACUCUCAAGAGUCUCCUCCAUCACCAUAAUUCAAAAGCAUCAAUUCUGAAGCCUGAUCCACAUCAAAUGCUUCUGUUCAGUACUUCAGAUAGCAAACCUCUAGGAGGUAAUAAGCUUUUAAGCCAAUUCCCUCCCACCCCCCAAGUAACACUCUUCUUGAACUGAACUCACCAUGCUAGUAUAGCUCUUGGAGACCACUAGAUCUACAUUAGAAGUUGGGGUUUUUUUUAGUACAGUAUUUACUUUUUCACUUCUGCAUGGCUAGGAAGUCCCCAAAUAAUUUAGAAACCACUACCGUAUUUGUGGGUGGCCGUUUUAUUUUUAAAUAGUUAUGUGCUCAGUCUGAGUAUACUGCACUCUCAGUAUGUAUUGAUGACAUUUUUGAAUGACUGAGUAUUUAUGUGCCUUGAGGUCUUUUAUACCAAAGUAUUUUGUGAUCCACUGAAGUAUUCUAAAAUAAAAUAUUCUAAAGAAAUUUGUGCAGAUGCUGCAAAAAUUAAUAUACAUUCCAAAAGCUCCUAUGAAGAAGACGGUUGCUGUAAAACCAUUCUUGUCCUCACUGGAAGAAGUAAAACCUCUUGAAUACUUGACGUAAGGAAUAAUAUCACUAGAUUUCACUUUGAGAUUGAGAACAGUACACAAUUGCGAAGUUGCAAGCACAGUUCCUCUGAGGACAAUGAAAGGGUUAAGCAGGGGUCUGAAUAAUAUUUCUUCCUGAUCAUCUUUUAAAGCGGUUAACCUUUUAUUUUGAGAGAGAGAUUCCCCCCACACACACCCUUUUGCUGGCGCUUCUUUUCUUUAACUUCCAAGCGUUGGAGGGGGUGGGUGGAGUAAGGGCGAGGAGGGGGGGAAUUGGCAAUCUCGGUCUUCAUUCAUGCUUUUGACAGAUAAUAAAGCCCCGCUCUGGGAGUACACGGCGACUCUUUCGACGAGGAAGUCGCCGUGCGCUGAAUCCCAUUGGUGCGCCGGAGCGAAGCGAUUUAAAUAUUAAAUGAGACCUUUUAAGGCAAGAUCGGCGGAUGACAUUUGCGAGAGGAAGGUGUCCGCGACUGCGCUGGGGGCGGGAGAUGAGUUACAUAGAUGGGGUUAGUUUCCUGCUUGUUUCCUACUCAGCCUCCGUUCCUGUGCUUGACGUUGAAAACUUUUAAGGUGGGAGGGAGCGAGGGAGGCGUCUGGCGUUAAGGUAGCCUCGAGAGGGACGGAUUCCCGGCUCCUAAAAAGAAGAGUGCGGGGUUUGGCAGGGACAGGACGUGUGUGCCAUGAGAGGAGAUUUGCAGCGGAAAGAAUGUCGGCGCGGGCCGUGGCUGACGUCAGAGGGGAGCAACGCAGAGCGGCGGCGGCGGCGGCCAGCAGGCAGCAGCGGCGGCCCCGGCACGGAGGCGGUGGCGGAGGAGGAGGAGGCGGAGGCGAGAUCGGCCCCGGCCCCGUCAACACUACUGCCGCGAGCACGACCCCGGCCACCAGCGCGGCAAUGGCGACGGUCGGGGAGCGCAAGUCCUUGCCCAGCCCGGAGGCGAUGCUGGGGCAGCCCUGGAGCCAUUGGGUCGAUGCUGCUAAACUUCACGGGAACGACGGAGCAACCUUGGAAGAAAAUUUCAAGGAAUAUGGGAAAAACCGAGAAGCGAUGCGACUCUGUAGAGAAGAUAUGCCAAUAUUUGGCCUAUGCCCAGCUCAUGAUGAUUUCUAUUUGGUGAUGUGUAACCACUGUAAUCAGGUCGUAAAACCACAGGCAUUUCAAUCACAUUAUGAAAGAAGACACAGCUCCUCCAGCAAGCCACCUUUAACCCCUCCUUCCUCUUCAGUAUUCUCCCUCUUUUCGCCUCUGACUUCAAAAAGCAAAGGUAGCAGCGGAGGUGGGAGCAGUCGUUCAUCCAGUGGCGGAGGUACUAGUGCAUCGUCAUCAUCCAGUUCCAAGUUGUUGAAGUCACCCAAAGACAAGCCGCCAAUCAGUGGAAACAAUAGGCCAAUGCACCUGGUACAUAGCAAAGGUCCCCAUGACAAAAUCAUGACUCCAUCUGUCAAAGUGGAAAAAAUACACCCAAAGAUAGAUGGUGCACUAUUGAAACCUGCUGUUGGUCCAACCUGUUCUACUACUGUGAGCUCCUCAAUAAAGACUGGCCUUAAUCCCUCAAUACCAAAGCCACCCUUGCCUUCCCCUGGACAGAUACUGAAUGGUAAAGGUCUUCUCUCUGUGCCUCCAUACUCGGAAAAGAAGCAAGACGAGAGUACAAAUAAUAGGAAAUUUUUACACAAAAGAUUGUCAGAGAGAGAAUUUGAUCCUGAUAUCUACUGUGGCGUCAUUGACAUAGAAACGAAGAAACCCUGUACUAGGUCUUUGACAUGCAAGACACAUUCCCUAACUCAACGGAGAGCUGUACAGGGUCGAAGGAAACGAUUUGAUUUAUUACUAGCUGAGCACAAAAGCAAAACCAGGGAAAAAGAAUUACUCCGCCAUUUGGAUCAUCAUCAGCAGAUGCCCCCUCUCAGGGAACCACAUCCCUCACCUUCAAGAACUUCCCAGGAGCUGCACCAAAAUUCUCAUGGAGUUAUUCCUACAGAAUCAAAGCCUUUAGUACCUACUAAACCCAAACCUCACACCCCCAGUCUUCCAAGGCCUCCCAGCUGCCCAGCCCAACAAAGUGGGAAUGCCCCAAAUGAAUCUCCAUCAGUCCAUGAAUCUCCACAUGCUCCCUUACCUGCAGCUGAGCCAGCAUCUCGGUUAUCCAGCGAUGAGGGAGAAUGUGAUGAAAAAGAAGAGCCUGUUGAAAAACUGGAUUGUCUUUAUUCAGAUCAUCAUCCUCAACCAGCUGCUUUUUGCACAUUUGGUAGUCGACAAAUUGGAAGAGGUUACUACGUGUUUGAUAAGCGGUGGAACCAUAUUCGAUGUGCACUUAAUGUCAUGGUGGACAAGCAUCUUAACUCACAGAUGUGGAAGAAAAUUCCUCCAGCGACAAGCAACACUACAUCCUUGCGCGCUCCACACCGGACAAGCUCGACACCUGUGUCGCAGUACGGCUCCAGCACAACAGGUUUCCUCUUGCCCGCCACAGCUAUGCCCUCGCCAGCACACGUGUCUCCUUCCUGUUUAUCCCUCAGUGGGAAAUCGGUACCAUCCCACGGGACUACGCUCAAUGCCAACCCUGCUAGUUUUGGUGCAGCAGAACCUGCCUGCAGUAUGCAAUCAAGACAAGUGUCUACAUCCCCUUCCACGCCUCCAGUGCUUUCCUCGGUACCGUCGCCUCUGUCCAGCAAACCUCAGAAAUUGAAAUCCAGCAAGUCUUUCAAGCCUAAGGAAUCUUCUGCUAGCAGCGCCAACUGCAACAGUACCAGUAGCAACAGCAGCGGUGGCAGCUCAGGAAAGAAGCGUAAGAACAGUUCUGCGCUGCCAGCACCUUCUUCUCAUUCCACAGAGUCCUUUAGGAAGAACUGUGUGGUAAACUCUGGAAACUCUGGGGCUUCUUAUCACUCGCCUGGGAUGUCUUCGUCCCACAGCCUCAACUGUAUGACUGGUAAAGCUAACUCGGUUAGCCUCAAACAUGACCAAUCAGGGAGGGGCCCUCCGACUGGGAGCCCUGCAGAAUCUAUAAAAAGAAUGAGUGUGAUGGUGAACAGUGGCGAUUCCACCCUGUCGUUGGGGCCAUUCAUUCACCAGUCCAGCGAGCUGACUGUCAACUCGCAUGGCGGGUUUUCACAUUCACAUCCUUCCCUAGACAAAUUCAUAGGAAAGAAAAGAAAGUGCUCGCCUGGUUCAAGCAGCAUAAACAGCAGCAGCAAAGCAAACAAGGUUGCCAAAUUGCCGCCAGUGAACAACAUUCAUACGAAACACGCUGGUGCAAUCCCAGGGACACAAGGACUGAUGAACAAUUCUAUCCUUCAUCAGCCAAAGGCUCGUCCCUAACAGUUGACACAGACAAUGCCAUGGUAAGAAAAGAACUGGAUUAUUUUCACUACAAGCGGGGGGAAAUGAAUAAAUCUCCAUCUGGAAAUCCUGGACUCCAAGAUGCCUUUUGAGUUCUCCCAGCUUCCCACAGUCCUCAGGUGUGGAAAUCUACUGGACUGUCACACAAUCAAGGAGUUUCCCUGAAGCCAUGUCUGUAGCAGCGAAGCUUGGAAAUGGACUCUGGAUUGCUGUUCAGCCACAGGAUAUUUCCUCUCAGUGUUACCAGUGGUCUGGACAGCUUGCUACAAAAGCCCUGUGAGAUGUCACUUACAGGAGUACAUCACCUUGCCACUAUUUGAUCUAGGUUGGUUGGGCAAAGCAAUGUUUGAGAAAGAACAUUACUGUGGACUUGUUUUUUUCUUUUCCCCUUUUCUUCUGAUAGUGUCAUAGGCGUAAUUAACUGCCCCUUUGGCACUGUCCAGUGAAAACCCCUCACGAAGGAGGGGGCACAAUGUGUUAGGCACAAUAAACAGAAGAAGAAGAAGAAGCCCUCAACAAGGGAAUACGGCUUUAGUGUUUUAUAGCAAUGUUCCUUGAUUGGAAUGCAAAAAUAGCACAACUUAGAAAACAAAAACGGUCUACGUUUUGCCCAGCCUUUUGCAAGUAAUUUGGGAUAAGAAGCUGUCAGGAGUUCUAAAAAACAAACACAAAAAUGUUCUUGGCCAUCACUGAAAAAUUUAAAAAAGCAUAUUUAAAUAGUGAAAUCACAUGGUACAGAACAAUUUUAUGAGCAUCAUCUGCCAAGCACAGCUGCUCAGUGUUUUUCCUUCAUUCCAGUGGAGCGUUCGUAGGGUCCUAUACAACUGCCACUGAAAUGAAAUAAGGUUGCACAGUGACAUUGUAUGGAGGAGGGCUGUGCCUGCUUGAUUUUGAAUAAAAUUGCUUUGAUUUUUUUUUUAAAAAAAACCAAACCCAGAUGCAAAACUCUCAAAUCCAAAAUGGUGAAUGACCUCUCAAACUAUUCCCAAAGAAUAUAUUUCUUGACCUAUACUGUAUGCCAUAAGCCUUUGUUGUUUUGGGUAGGUGGGUGGGGGAAACUGAAAAUGCCAAUCUAAGUUGGUUGUACCAUCCAACCUUUUAAAAAACAGAACACAAAAUAGUCCUUAUAAAACUGAAAUGCAAACCUUUAAAACGAUGAAAUCUCAAUGCUAUUUUUCUUGAAAGAUUUUUCCAGUAAGUUGAUGCCUUGUUCACAUAACCAAAUUAGCAUUCCGUUCAAUAAAGUCCACAUUCAGAUUUUUUGGAUGACUGCAUUAAGUGCCAGUUCAAAUUCUGAGUUCAGUGUUAAAUGCACCCCUUGUACAGCCAUCUUGUGAGCAAAGGGGGAGUGUUUUAAACGCCAUCCAGUCCCAAGUGGUCAUUCCCCUUGUUCCCAUGAGUAAAAAGUGUUUUGUUUUAAAGUAAUAUCCUCAGAAGGGCUUUAAUAUUAUCAUUUGAUCUGGAUGUUUGUGACACUAGUGAAUCUCGAACUGCAACCUGGAAUUUCUACACAUUUUAUCACGUGAAAGGAAAAAAAUAAAAAUAAACCCCAAACCAUAGGUCAUGACACAGGCAGAGCUUUCCUUCAGCAAGCCCGUAGAAAGUAAAUUUCUAUCCAUUUAAAUGGGGUGUGUUUUGGAUUGUGGAUUCAGACAGCCUCCCCAAUGAGAAUUUGUUCUUGCAAUAAUCAAGUGAGGCUAGAUUGUCUGAGGGUGCCAACUGACUGCAGACUCUGCUGAAGCUACAGUUCUCAGCAUGCUAUAUUUUCACCACUUCUCAAAGUGAUAGGUGCAGAAUCCAUUGCACCUUGGGUACCCCAUCAGAUCACCUAGCUCUGUUCCACUCCUAUCCUUGAUAAAAAUGCGUGGCCAAAUGGUUAGCAGCACUCAUUGAGGAAGAAAGCUGAUUGUCUGAAUCCAUCCUCAACAGGGCUUGUGCAGGAGAAGCUCUCAGUGGAAUGUGUGCCUGUAGACUUCUGCCUUAAAGGGGCACCAGAUCUUGCUAAGAUUAGACAAUCUGAGCCUAUCUAAUUCACACAGUCCAGCCUCUCUCCCUACCAUGGUGGUGCACAUCAGGGAUUCUAAAACCACCGCAAGCAGCAGCUGCUUGGGUUUUGUUUUUUAAACCUGUUGAGGUUUUCAAAUUUGCUAUGAUUAUUAAAACACAGUGAAGCAACAAGACUCUAUGCAGACAACUCUAAAGCCUUGAAUUCACAAAAGAUCAUGUGUUUGUUUUUUAAGUAAAGGAAUAAUAUUUUGGAUGGUGAUGAUUAUGCAAAUAUUUAAAAAGAGGGAGGGCCUGAACAACCCUUCAGUUUCUAGAGGAUGCUAUAAAAUGUUAAAACCUCUUAAUUGGCUAACUUGGGGCAUGGGAGGAGACGACCAAAGUAAUGUAUCUGCUCCGCAGAGAGAAAAUCGAUACUGACUCCUUCCCAUGUGUUGGAUAUUUUCGAUCACAAGUGCAAUUUGGUUUUGAUAGAUUUACCUUCGAAGGCUGACAAAUUUUUCAUAAGUUAAACCUUUAGUGGCUUUAAGUACUCAAAAAUGUCUGUUUUAUAAAUAUUAUGUUGCUCUGAAAGCAUCAAAGCAAGUCUUAGGCUCCUUAAAAGACAUGCAGAUCUUUGUAAAAAGUUCAGCAGUUAACCACUGUGUUUAAUUUAUAUGAGUUGCAGCUCUGGGCCCAAUUCCCACUGUGAAUGUCUCCAUUGCAAGCCAUGUUGAAACGGGAGCUUCACACAAACACAGCCAUGCUCUUGCGCAAAGCCCCGCCUGAUGCAUUCAGUGGGGCUUAUGUAAGUGACAUUCCAGGAUGGAAUUGUGGCCUGUAUCUGUUAUGGCUUAUAAUUUUAAAACUUGCCAUGAAUAGAACCAGAGGACGUCUUAAUUUAUGCCUGCCCUCAAAGUGUAGACUUGCUUAAAUAUUAUACGAACAAUAUUCCAUUUUGGGGGCUUAGUAAUAAAUGGAAUGAUUGUUUUUGAAGCUUUUAUUGUCUGACAACAUUCUUAUUGUAAAUAAUUAAGGAAAUUUCAGAUUUAAUUUAUCUUGCAAGAUUUGCAGUGGCUGGGUUGUUUCUUAGAAAGAUUUUGGUAUUAAUUUAAGAGAUACAAUUUUUAUAGUCUUUCCAGCUUCUCAUUAUGACUCCUGCAGUUUUCUUAACCUAAAAUAAAUAAAAAAAAUUAAAAAAUGUUGCAAUGAUGAACAAAGAAUUAUACGAAAAUAAUGAAACCCAUAAUUUUGUAUCUUUAUUUUGGAAUUUCUUGUUCUAUUAUAAAUAUUGAAGUAUCCCUAUUUCAGAAGACAUAUUUUGUUAAUUGAUUGUACAUAUUUAAAUAUGUAUUUUUGCACAGGUCUUUUUUUCUUAUAUCCAGUUUUGGUACAAUUGAAAAUCAUCUAGUAUUUAUUAAUUAAAAGAGAAAAGCAAAUACUUUUUUAUAAUUUGAAGUGGUUCACUGCCAAUCCAAUAGAUAACAUGCCUACUUUGCAGUUUUUAAGGGAUGUCUCUGUUUAGGGAGGGGGGAGGGGGAAGAGUUGUGUCUCUUUCUUUUAAUGUCUUGGGAAUUGCUGGAUACAAACGAAGGCUCUGGCAUUGCACUCUGAUGCCCACAGGCGCCACUUCUCUAAGCAGGGAGGCUGUGUGGCAUUUAGAUGUAUAUGGUUGGCCUGCUCUGGUAUACACAACAUUUCUUACAGUUACCCGAGUCCCAGAAGACUACCUUUUAGUUAUGACACACGGCUUCUAAUUCUUCUAUUUCUUUUUCUUUUAGCAUUUGUGUAUGUGUGCACAUGUAUGUGAGUCUUUACGUGGUUUAAAAAACUAAUGGAAAAACUGAAAGUGCCUGAUUUAUAUAUCUAGAUUUUAAGCUUGGACUGUUUUUUAGACAGCUUCUCCUUUAAAGACUUGAAUGUUCUGUUGGGAAAAAGAAUUGGAGCUUGCUUUCCCCACCUACACAUGACUACAUAUUAAUGCAGGAGAGAGGAUGGCGGAAGGGGCAGGAUAAAACAAAAUCAAAAGUUCCUAGCAAGUCCCUAGUUCAUAAAUAAUCCCGAGGGUUCUGGAGAUACUUUUCAACAAGUAAAUUUGACUAUUUUCUUCUGUUGCUAUCGGCUAGAACUUAAAAACGAAACGAAACAAAAAACAACAACAGAAUGUUGACAUUAUUUUGUAUUGUUGAAAAAAUAAGUUACCUCUCGAAGCAAUUUUACAAACUACCAACACAAGCCGCCGCCAGGCUAUCCUCUGCACAAGCCUCACUGAAAUGAAUGGGAUUUAGCAAGUGCGCAACUCCCUCUUCGUUCCAGUGAGGUUUGAAUGGGAGCGGUUCACAUAGUGUGGUUUCAACCCAUCAUCUUCCGGUAAGUCGUCUUCCGGCAAGAGUUGUUAUUGCCAAGGAUGUUUGUUUCUGCUUUGUCUUUUUUGGGAAGGGGGGAAUUGUACGGUGAAGGGGAUUGGGCUUGAAAAGAUUGUUCUGCUUUCCUUAAGCAGAAGGUCAUUUAUUUUAAAAGCUUUUGUGCAAAAUAUCCUAAUUUUUAUGAAAGGUGAUUAUUGUUAUUUUUUAAUGAGCACUACAUAAUGUCAAUAAGAAUGUAGGCUGUGGAAGCUUCUUGCUUUUGGAGUUGAGCCCGGCUCCAUAGAAAGGGGAAAAAAGCAAUCUCCUGUGUAAAAUGUGUGAAUAGUUUGAUAAUUUGUAUACAUAUUCAAGAGCAUCUGCUCAGAGCUGAAAUUUUUGUGUUGGCUGCUGUAUAGUACAUGAACAAAUGUCAUGGGGUAGAAAAAAAAUUACUUUGGAUAUUUAAAAGAAGAAAAUAAAUAUAUAGUCUAUUUGUUUUGUAACAAGUUUCUGUAAAUAAAAUAAUUUAUACUAUUUAUAAGAAAAAAGUUGUGCUUUUGCUUCAUGACCAGGAAAUUAGCUUGUUGUAUAAACAAGAUGUUACUGAAACAAGGCAAUAAAAUGAUUAGGUUGUCUUUAUGAGAUGCACAAUUAUGUUUCUGCUUCAUUAUGAAGACCAACAAAAAUUAGUCGUAGCGGAAUGAAAAUACGAGCCAUGUUAGCUUCUGCCUGCCAAGAACCCCAACCCAUGUAUGUCAGGUAGAUAGGCAGCAAAGCUGCUUUAGUGUUCCUUUGCUACUGUUUUUGAGGCAAACUUUUUAAAGAACAGGAAGGGACACAGCUAUGGUAUGGACAGUGAUUCGCCUACACUGGAAGUUAAGAUGAUGUGUGUCUCCAGUCUCCCUUACUUUGAGUGUGUCCAGUUUCUGUUCCUACAUUAAUCAGUGCUGAAACAGGGGUGUAAAUAAGUAUUUGGAAUAUCCAGGGCUGUGGCACAAGGUGAGUGAAUGCUACUGCCCCUCUCGUUGGGUUCACUAAACCAGAUUAUGAGUAGAUGCAGAUGGAGAGAGUAUCUCACUGACACUGCCUGCCCUCAAAGUCCAUCAAGGGAAGUGGUUCCCCAAUUCAUUUCUGCCGUCCCACGUUUUAGAGGCAGUCGAGAGCAAUUGGAGCAUCAACACAUUUUCUAGUUUUCCAUCAAGUAAGAGAGAUCCCUUCUCCCACUGGCAAUUGUUCUAUACCAGGCAUGUCCAACUUGCAAGUCUGUGAUCUACUCACAGUAUUAAAAAACAACUGACAGUUAUCUACCCAUUGUCAUUGGAGGGAGGAGCAUGGGUGUGUGGAAGGGGAGGAUUGACCAGUUGUUGAGCGCUCCCCCCCCCCCCCGGCUCUGGCCGGCUGGCUAUCAAUCAGGAUCCCAAGAUCAACCAGGAACCACCAAUAACACCCCACUAUCGACCUGUGGAUUUGAUAAAAGCUACGAGUUGGCAAGUGAAAUGGAACAAACUAAGCUGAAUCCUAAUCUAUAGCUCCCAUUUCUUAUGCUGGGGCAGUAUCUUGAGAAAGUCUUGCAGAGAUUUGAUGUUUGUUCUUCAUUAAUAAACAUCUAAGGAAAAUGUGCUCUACCGGGACAAAUAUCACAGGAGUGUGCUGGCUAUUCUUUGAGGUGUUACAAUUGUCUACAGCUGCUUGCUUUGUACUUUGGGAGCUGCGCAAAGUGGCUUUUGUCAAACCCAGUCUUUCCCUAUAUGUCAGGUGUAGGGUGGGUAGACAUGGCUUCCCAAAACAGCCUCAUGGGUUGAAUGAGUAAAAGUGGCAGGCUCAGAUUUGGCCAUAGGUUGGGCUCCACACACCUGCUGUAUGUAGACAGUACACGACAUCUUGUGUAGAGCUUGUAGCGACAGGAUGCCCGAUUAUUAGAAACAUUCAUCCUUGUCAUUUAAAUGACAGUAGUGUAGAGGUUUUUUCAGUUAUUACACGGUAGAUUUUGUUUAAGGCUUAAUCAUAAAUACUAAGCUCAUUUUGGGUUCUAGACGACCUGCUCGGGUUUCUUUACCUCCAAGGUAAAGCAGGUUGGGAAGUGUGUGGAUUGUGUCAGCCAACAUUCCUUGGAUGCCUCAUGCUAGAUGUACAGUUUAACUGAGUAGUUUCUCCACACCUCAUCAAAGCAGUUGUUAAUGUAUCUUCUAGAAGCCUGCUUUUCAGUACUGUCUCUUAUCUUCAGUGGCCUAAUGGUGCUCUGCUUUCUGUUCCCCUGCUUGAGUAAUCCAAUAUUUAUCAUCCCAUUUCAUCUCUCAAUAGGUUGCUGCUGCAGCCCCCAACCCAACUCUCCCUAUCCAAGCAGACACUAAAAUAUCACGCUGAAGCUUAGCAUGACAUAAUUUUGCAUGGCAGCAAUUUAUCUAAGCCGCACAUUUACCUUGGGGGGGAAGCUGGCCAGCUGUGUUGGAAAGAUUUCUUGGUUUUGAACAUUAAGUCAAAAGAGGCGGGGGGAGAAAAUAUAUGCUCUCCCACAGGGAACAGGCCACCAGUAACUCAGUCUUUUGGGACAAACUCCAGCACUAAGCUUUGACUUGCAAGUGGGCAACCCUCACCUGGUUCUUGGUCAGUCUUAGCCAUACCCUAGGAAGAAGUAUACAGUACUGUCUGCUACAAGAAUGGCGAGUGGGGAGCUUUAAACCUCCCACCAGGCUCCUGGUUCAGCUCAACUGGUUGUUGAUCACCUUGGCAACGCAAGUGGCCCCACUCGGCAUCUCAAGCAGCAUCCAUCCCCUGCU